UUUCAACAUAAGGAGACAUGUCUGAAGUCCUUCAUGCAAGCACCAGCACUUUGGGACGGUGCAUGUGCAUCAUCACAGGAGCCUCCAAGGGAUUCGGACGAGCGCUGGCACACCUGGCGUCACUGUAUCUGAAGCCUGGGUCGGUCCUGCUGCUGGUGGCUCGCUCCCGGUCUUUGCUCCAGGAGCUGAAGGAAGAGCUGCAAAGCCUGAAAGAAUGCCAGGGCCUAACAGUUCACUGUGCAGAAGCCGAUCUGAGCAUCAGCGAGGGCGUGAAGGAGACGGUGGACAUAGUGAGACAGCACACAGAGAAUGAUAUAAAUCAUGUACUUCUUGUCAACAACGCUGCUUCUUUGGGUGACAUUUCACCCUUUGAGAGCUUCACUGACCUGGACCAGGUGAACGCCUACCUGUCUCUAAACGUUAGCUACACGCUGGCGCUGACCGCAGGGGUGUUGCAGGCCUUUCCGCCGAGAUCGGGCCUGCGAUGGAGCGUGGUGAACUGCUCAUCGACGUUCGCGCUGCAAGCGCUACCUUCCUGGGUGCUGUAUUGCAGCGCCAAAGCAGCCAGGGAGAUGAUGUUUAGGGUGCUGGCGGCCGAGAAUCCCGGUGUCAAAGUGCUGAGCUACUCACCAGGUCCAAUGGACACAGAGAUGCAGGAGACUAUUCGGAGGUUGACAGGCGUCCAGUACCAUCUGUACCCAUGCAGGGAAUCCGCAACUAAACUGAUGAAGGUUCUUUUGGACAAUGACUUUGUAUCGGGAACACACCUGGAUUUCUUUCAGUUGUGAUCUCAAUAUGAUGUUAAAAUGCAUGCUAACUACAUGUCAAAUGCUACUAAAAGGUACUGUA
Molecule: messenger RNA, 849 nt
Organism: Nerophis ophidion (straightnose pipefish)
Lineage: Eukaryota; Metazoa; Chordata; Actinopteri; Syngnathiformes; Syngnathidae
Product: sepiapterin reductase-like
Exons: 4
Coding region: 18-788 (256 amino acids)
Biological process (GO): tetrahydrobiopterin biosynthetic process
Molecular function (GO): sepiapterin reductase (NADP+) activity
Source: RefSeq, a predicted model, not a curated record